GUAAACACGACUUGGCAUGUCCCUCUUUUUGUUUUACAGUUGUAGAUCACAGUGUGUUGUCGUCCAGUCAGAGUGCAGCUCUUAACUCGUAGCUGACCUCUAGGCAGACUACACUCUGGACCUGCAGCUGCAAUCUGACAUUAGAUUUUUCUCACACACUGGGGAUCUUUUUGUGUUUCACACACGAUGCAGGUACCCACGUAUCCUCUUCUUCCCCUCUCCCUCCUGCUCCUUCAUUCUGUCGCUCCAGUACACGGAGGCCAUGCUCUGGUUUUUCCGGGAGAGUUCAGCCAUUGGUUGAACAUGCGGACCAUCAUAGAAGAGCUGGUGAAGAAAAACCACUCGGUCACCAUCCUAGUGCCCGAUGCAUCGCCGACUGUCAACUACAACAACAGCCGCGACGCCGCCAAGUUCAACUUCCUGGUUUUCAAGGUGCCAUACAGCAAGGAGGAAUAUUUGAGCCCCAUUGAGAAAUUCAUCCACUUCUCCAUGCACGACCCCUCAAUGCUGCAAGUGGCCAUGAAGCUGAUCGACUUCAUGGGGCGGAGCUUGGACUUCGGGAGGCAGCAGUGUGACGGGAUUCUAAAGAACGAUCAGUUGAUGGCAACUCUGCGGGAUGCCGCUUUCGACGUGGUCCUACUUGACUCCUUGGUAAUGUGUGGCGACCUGGUGGCUGAUGUGCUCGGCGUGCCGCUCGUCAUCUCGCUACGCUUGAGCUUAGGCAGUGUUUUUGAGCGUCACUGUGGCCACGCUGUGUUUCUGCCGUCUUAUGUCCCGGUAGCUCCUGUGCUGUACAACGACCACAUGACGUUCACGGAGAGACUAAUCAACUUGGUGACAUAUGUGGCGUCAUCAGUGCUAACCGAACUGGGCUGGAAGCUGACGAUGGAUAAAUACUACAGUGAGAUUAAAGGAACUCCCACCAGUGUGUGUGAGACUCUGGGGAAGGCUGACGUGUGGCUCAUCAGGACGUUCUGGGACAUCGAUACGCCACGGCCAACCCCACCCAACUUCAAACACGUGGGUGGUCUGAACUGCAGACCCGCCAAUCAGCUGCCAGAGGACCUGGAGGCUUUUGUGCAGAGUUCAGGUGAUGCUGGUGUAGUCGUUGUUUCUUUUGGCUCCAUGGUACCCAAUCUGACGAUGGAGCGCACCAACGUCAUCGCCACCGCCUUAGGACGAAUCCCUCAGAAGGUGAUUUGGCGUCACCGUGGUGAAGCUCCACCUGCACUUGCGCCAAACAUAAAGAUUUCUGAUUGGAUCCCUCAGAACGAUCUGCUCGGUCACCCGAAGACACGAGCAUUCGUGACUCAUGGCGGCACUAACGGUCUGUACGAAGCUGUGUUUCACGGCGUGCCUCUGGUCGGCUUGCCGGUGUUUGGCGAUCAGUCUUAUAAUCUUAACCGUAUGAGCCACCUCGGCACUGCCAUCGUCCUCGACUUCAACAAAGUGACAGCCAAGGAGCUGGCAGAAGCACUGCAUGCCAUCGUCAACCAGCCGAGCUACAAGACCAGCAUGCAGCGUCUGUCGGCGGUGCACCGCGACCAGCCGGUGACGCCACUGAAUACUGCCGUCUUCUGGUUGGAGUUUGUUAUGAGACAUGGUGGAGCUAGGCAUUUGCGGUUGGCUUCACAUAAUCUGAACUGGUUCCAGUACCACAGCUUGGACACAGGCGCUGUCCUGCUCAUCACUUUGAUGACUGCCGCUGCUUUGUGUUGGGUGGUCAUACGCUGCUUCCUGCAGCAGUGCAGACGACGAGGAGGAAGAGAGAAGGAGGACUGAAGAAAGAUAUUUUUGAAGUGCAUACCUCCACCUUUAUAGGCUCUCUUCCACCUGCUGCUUCCUCUGACUACAGAUCAUGACGUCAUCCGCAAAAACAAUAUUCAACAGAGACUCCCGCCUGAUCUCAGCCUGUCCAUUAUCACUGCAAACACAGAAGGGGCUCUGAACAGAUCCCCGAUGUGAUCCCACACCCACCUUGAACUCAUCUGUCACUCCUACAGCAUACCUCACCACGGUCUCAUUUUGAAUCUGAAGUUACACAGAGACCAUCAAAAGCUUUUUCUUUACCCAACAAGCAUCAAUAAGACAGAUAUUUAGGAGUAAACUGUUUGUAACUUGUCCUUUAAAAUGCACACGCAGAAAGUUGAUGACUGCCUUCAAGUGCUGAUUAAUGACAGAGUGAAUUAAGGCAGAUAAGGAAAACAAAUCCUGAAUAUGUUAAACACGCUUUGUUGUCCAGAUCAAUACACAAACACCGAGCCUGGAUGCAAUGAAAACCAGUUAAAAACAAACCUGGUAUCAUCCACCCCAGCGCUGUUUUUCAAAACACCCUUCACAGCAUGAAACCUGCAAUAAAUCCAGUCAGCACGACACAAGGCAGAUCAUCAUGAAACAGGAAGGAGAAGAAGUUUAGUUUAAAAGAUGCCGGGCUUUAAUCGAGGGCCAGAAAGACGCCAGAAGGCUGAACACUACAAGUGUGCUGGCUCUAAUACCGAAUCCUCGGGAAAGCAUCAAAACACUCUGCCCAUUACUGAACACACUAACGAAGACAUGCCAACAAGCCUCAUAUGCUCUGUGUGUGUGUGUGUGUGUGUGUGUGUCCUCUGUAGUGGUCCACACAUGGAAUCUAUAAUUCCUGAUUCAGCCUCCCCACUUUUUCUUUUAACUUUCCUCAUGAAAGACAAAACAGCCACGACUUUCUUCAGAGAUGCGGAAGGACACACACGGAGAUCAGCCAGAAAUAAAAUGAACAGAAACACAAACAAGAUGAAGACAGAGAAGAAGAGAGCCAUGUACCAAACAAAAACAUCAAUACGGUGACCACCAGAGACAACCACAGUAGAACAACAGAGAGGCGCUGGGACUGGACAGACCACAGGGGCUCGUGCUGUGUGAUGUGGCCCGGCAGCAGGCUCUCUCCCUGGGCACGAUGAGUGUCUGUAGUGGUCUCAUGGGCUGGAGGGGGUGACCAUCCUGAACUAAUUGGAUCAUCCUUACAUGCAUCCUGAUCCUCUGAGUCAUCACAAAUUCAGCUUUCAAAAAGCCAUGUCCUAUUAGCUGUGGUUUUGUGGUUUGUGUGUGUGUGUGUUUACCAUGACAUGAAUCGUGUGCCUCAAAGCCUUCUGUUCUUUCUCAACAUUAAAUUUAAAAAAAAAA
Messenger RNA from Pundamilia nyererei, 3159 nucleotides. Its product is annotated as UDP-glucuronosyltransferase 2A1-like. Gene Ontology annotation, molecular function: glucuronosyltransferase activity. Lineage: Eukaryota; Metazoa; Chordata; Actinopteri; Cichliformes; Cichlidae. Bases 187 to 1782 code for a protein of 531 amino acids. The transcript has 8 exons. The record is from RefSeq and is a predicted model, not a curated record.